Gadus macrocephalus (Pacific cod) is the source of this 2046-nucleotide messenger RNA. RefSeq names its product FYN proto-oncogene, Src family tyrosine kinase b (gene fynb). Lineage: Eukaryota; Metazoa; Chordata; Actinopteri; Gadiformes; Gadidae. The transcript is spliced from 13 exons. Gene Ontology annotation, molecular function: signaling receptor binding; ATP binding; non-membrane spanning protein tyrosine kinase activity. Gene Ontology annotation, biological process: T cell receptor signaling pathway; cell differentiation; cell surface receptor protein tyrosine kinase signaling pathway. Gene Ontology annotation, cellular component: extrinsic component of cytoplasmic side of plasma membrane. The record is from RefSeq and is a predicted model, not a curated record. Bases 118 to 1722 code for a protein of 534 amino acids.
GUCAGUCUCCGGGCGACAGAAUCUGAAGCGUUCCGCUGGUGUCGCGAUGGGACACAGGGCGACGGGAUCCUAGACGCGGUGUACUAUAAUGGGCUGUGUCUCUACAGGUGUACUAUAAUGGGCUGUGUACACUGCAAGGAUAAGGACAAGCUGACCCCAGCUGAUAGCGUCGUGCCUCCGAGCGCCUCCUACGGUUAUGGAGCACAGCCUGCUUAUGGGGCGGAGCCUAGCGCCUACCCCAGCAACAGGGGAGGAGCCAUCCCCAACUACAACUACCACCCCCCGAUCGGGCAGGUCUUUGGGGGGCCCACCACCUCCAUGCACACAGGCACCCUGUCCAGAGGAAGCUCAGCAGGAGUGACGCUCUUCGUGGCGUUGUACGACUACAGCUCCCGCACAGAAGACGACCUGAGCUUCAAGAAAGGAGAGAAGUUCCAGAUCACCAACAGCACUGAGGGCGACUGGUGGGAGGCUCGCUCUCUCUCUACCGGGAACAGCGGCUACAUCCCCAGUAACUACGUCGCCCCCGUCAACUCCAUACAGGCAGAGGACUGGUACUUCGGGAAGCUGAGCAGGAAGGAGGCUGAGAGGCAGCUGCUGUCCACCGGGAACCUCCGAGGAACCUACCUGAUCCGGGAGAGUGAGACCAGCCCGGGUACGUACUCCCUGUCCAUCAGGGACUCUGAUGACGUCAAAGGCGACCACGUGAAGCACUAUAAGAUCCGCCAGCUGGACAGCGGGGGGUACUACAUCACCACGCGCGCACAGUUCCACACGCUGCAACAGCUGGUGCUGCACUACUCAGAGCGUGCGGCCGGUCUGUGUUACCGCCUGGUGGUCCCGAGCUACAGAGGGACCCCCCGGCUCAGCGACCUGUCGGUGAAGACGCGGGACCUGUGGGAGAUCCCGCGGCCCUCGCUGCUGCUGCUGCGGCGCCUGGGCAACGGGCAGUUUGGGGAGGUCUGGAUGGGCAUGUGGAACGGGACCACCAAGGUGGCGGUGAAGACCCUGAAGCCGGGCACCAUGUCCCCGGAGUCCUUCCUGGAGGAGGCUCAGAUCAUGAAGAAGCUCCGUCACGACAAGCUGGUGCAGCUGUACGCCGUGGUGUCGGAGGAGCCCAUCUACAUCGUCACCGAGUACAUGGGCAACGGAAGUCUGCUGGACUUCUUGAAGGGCGUAGAAGGUCGAGGACUGAAGCUUCCCAACCUGGUGGAUAUGGCUGCUCAGGUGGCGGCGGGCAUGGCCUACAUCGAAAGGAUGAACUACAUCCACCGAGACCUGCGCACCGCCAACAUCCUGGUGGGCGAGGGCCUGGGCUGUAAGAUCGCCGACUUCGGUCUGGCACGACUCAUAGAGGACAACGAGUACACCGCACGCCAAGGAGCCAAGUUCCCCAUCAAGUGGACGGCCCCGGAGGCUGCGCUCUACGGCCGCUUCACCAUCAAGUCCGACGUCUGGUCCUUUGGUGUCCUGCUGACCGAGCUGGUUACCAAGGGCCGGGUACCAUACCCAGGGAUGAACAACCGAGAGGUGUUGGAGCAGGUGGAGAGGGGGUACAGGAUGCCCCUCCCCCAGGACUGCCCCCCCUCCCUGUACGACCUGAUGAUCCUCUGCUGGCGGAGCGAGGCCGAGGACCGGCCGACCUUCGAGUACCUGCAGGCCUUCCUGGAAGACUACUUCACCGCCACCGAGCCCCAGUACCAGCCCGGGGACAACCUGUGAGCCCGUAUACCGGGGCUCACCUGGACCUGGGCUCACCUGGACCUGGGCUCAGCUAGACCUGGUCUACCUGUUCCGGCCUAGACCCGGUCCACCUGGUCUCUCUUGGACCUGGUGUACCUGGUCUCACUUGGACCUGGUGUACCUGGACUAGGUCUACCUGGUCUACCUUGUCCAGGUCUACCUGGUAUCACCUGAACAUGUGUUAUCUGGUCUCACCUGGUCCCUCUUGGACCUGGUCUACCUGGUCUUAUCUGGACCUGGCCUCACCCGGACCUGGUUUACCUGUUUUAACCUGGACCUGGUCUCACCUGGUCUCUCUUAGAC